Messenger RNA from Meriones unguiculatus (Mongolian gerbil), 1286 nucleotides. RefSeq names its product F-box only protein 27. Gene Ontology annotation, molecular function: ubiquitin protein ligase activity; protein binding. NCBI's taxonomy places the organism in Eukaryota, Metazoa, Chordata, Mammalia, Rodentia, Muridae. The coding region runs from base 290 to 1255 and encodes 321 amino acids. Gene Ontology annotation, cellular component: SCF ubiquitin ligase complex; cytoplasm. Gene Ontology annotation, biological process: glycoprotein catabolic process; SCF-dependent proteasomal ubiquitin-dependent protein catabolic process. The transcript has 6 exons. The record is from RefSeq and is a predicted model, not a curated record.
GGACUGUUUGAGGCGUUUAGGGGUGGGGCCUUCCGCUCCGGUGCCUAACAAAAUAACAGUUGUUGCCAGAUGCCAGGCACCUCCUGCAGAUUUAGGGUCACUCCAAGGGCUGGAUUGUUGGCGAAUCGCUAGGACUGUCCCGGAGCCCUGGCCUAGUCUGUGUCCUCUGGCGGAUUCCAGAAAGCCGGAAGGAGGUGGGAUCUGGAGCCAAACGGCUGGACAUUAGGAAGCAAGAGGCCGGUGAACCUCAGAGAGGUCCCACCUGGGAACCAGAGCCUUAGGCAGGGCCAUGGCUACGCGGUCCUCCAGGCCGCGGAGGGGAGCUGGCAGGGGUGCCGCCAAGCGGGGCCUGGGGAACAUGGGGGCCUGGACAUCCAGGGCCCGGGUCCCCACGCGGGAGCCCGACCCCCGGGAGGUGCUGGACCUGAGCCGCCUGCCCCCGGAGCUGCUCCUGCUGGUGCUGAGCCACGUGCCCCCGCGCACGCUGCUGCUGCGCUGCCGCCGGGUGUGCCGCGCCUGGCGAGCCCUGGUGGAUGGCCAGGCCCUGUGGCUGCUGCUGCUGGCCCGGGACCGCAGCGCCGCCGGCCGCGCCCUGCUGUCGCUCGCCCGCCGCUGCCUGCCCCCCGCCCGCGAAGGCGUGCCCUGCCCGCUGGGCCAGUUCUGCCUACGGCGACCGCUGGGACGCAACCUCAUCAGCAACCCCUGCGGCCAAGGUGAGCAGCGCCGAGCGCGGCGAGGGCGGGGCCGCCAGAGGACCGUUGCGCAAGAAGGCCUCCGCAAGUGGAUGGUUCAGCAUGGCGGGGACGGCUGGGUGGUGGAGAAGAACAGGAAGCCCGUGCCCGGGGCCCCCUCCCAGACCUGCUUUGUGACUUCCUUCAGCUGGUGUCGCAAGAAGCAGGUGGUGGACCUGGAGGAGGAGGGUCUGUGGCCAGGACUGCUGGACAGCGGCGGUGUGGAGAUUGCCGUCUCUGACUGGUGGGGGGCUCGCCACGACUGCGGCUGCAGGUACCGGCUCCUCGUCAAGCUCCUGGACGCGCACCAGAACGUCCUAGACAAGUUCUCGGCUGUGCCCGACCCCAUCGAACAGUGGAACAACAAUAUCUACCUGCAGGUGACCCACGUGUUCUCCAACUUCAGGAGGGGCGUCCGGUUCGUGUCUUUUGAACACUGGGGUCAGGACACGCAGUUCUGGGCUGGCCACUACGGGGCCAGGGUGACCAACUCCAGCGUGAUGGUGCGCGUCCGUCAGUCCUAGUUGAAGGCCGCCUGCCGAGUUGGCGAGCCAA